Paramuricea clavata is the source of this 5521-nucleotide messenger RNA. The record is from the annotation of a GenBank genome assembly. NCBI's taxonomy places the organism in Eukaryota, Metazoa, Cnidaria, Anthozoa, Malacalcyonacea, Plexauridae.
GGUUACUGUAUGGUGAAUAUUUGUUCGGAUGGAAUUUAAAACAAAACUUGUGAUCCGAUCUUGACUCCAGUCAUUUUGAGGUCAGCGCUUAAUAUUUUCCCGAUUUCGGGUUUCGGGCGAUGUUAUUGAAAGCGUGGUCACCAGCAGUAAUCCUUUUGUUACAUGAGCAGGAAGUGCCACAUGUCACAUGAGAUUACAAUUAUAAACAUCGAAAAUUGAUUUGUAAAGAAGACUGUUCUAAGAACUAUUUUCGAGUCUCUUAAAAUACCUCAAAGGUUGUUCAAGAAACGCGGAAAUUAUCCAUUUUUGACAAGAUCACGGAAAGGGGAAAUUUGGUGUAAGUUUUUGUAGUAUUUCCUGUUUUCGAGUGUGUUUUUGUUUGAUUACAAGAAGUAAUUUUUCAUAUUUACGCUACGUGUCUUUGUAGUAAAAGUCAGCGGCUAUAUAAAAAUUAAGAUGGAUGAGUUUAUAGGAUGCUGUAUGUAAAGGACACAUCUAGUAGAUAAACAUUUUAUGUCUUCUGUGUACAGAUUGUCUAUAAGGAAUGUUGAAAUUGUUCAUUUAAUUUGUAGUUGACUGGUAGUAGAACAAUUGUUGAAUCCUUUUGUAACAGGUUGUGAAAUCUUGUAUCUUCAAAAAUGCAUCCAUAUAGAUAUACAGUUUAGACCUUCAAGUGGCAGUGUGGCCUAUUUUUUUACUCUGGCAAACACCAGACAAGAACUUAUAAACACCAGACAGUUUUACUCGUCACAGAGCGAGUGCUGUCACUCAGAUGAUUGGGUUAAUUGGUGUCUGAUUUAAGCUUUGGUCAAACCAUAGCCUAUCGAAGGGAAGAUGGCUGUGAAACUCAUUAGAAUAAAAAGAUAACUUGUUAUCUAUGUUAGUGAACGUUUAUUCAUAAAUCUGGUCCUUCACCGCCACAUGUGCACUGUAUUUUUGCCAAAUGCACCAAUAGCAGUUUCCAAUUUACCCUAUUGUUUGAGUCAUGGAUAGGUUAUUUCCUAAAACAUUGCUAUUGGUUAGUUCGGCAAAAAUACAAUAUGUACGUGAUGGUGAAGACCAUAUUUAUGAAUAAACGUUGACUAACAUAGAUACUGCUAAUGAGUUAUUAUUUAUAUUGUUAUUCUAAUGAGUUUCACAGUCGCCCAUCUUCCCUUCGAUAGGCUAUGGUCAAAUGUCUCAUAUUUCUCAACUCUCAUGCCCGGUCAAAUUUGAACAGAGGAAGAUUGUGAAAUUAUAAUCAUUGUGUCACUGUUUAUCAUUACUGAGUUUUUGUUAAAAUUGCUCCCAGAAUGCAGGAAAAAUAGCGUUACCAAGCCUUAGAAUGUUAAACAUUUUCUGGGGGAGCAUGCCCCGAUGACUCAACUCGAUAAAUCUAAAUUCCUAGUUACGGGCCUGUGCACUGUAUGGUACAUCUUUGUCUCUUAACAAAUUAUGUUUGCUAUUAAGUGAUCCUUACUGCAUGUAUGUUGUGUUGUUCAUUAGAUAUAUUCAGAGGAGGAUGUCGUGUUACAAUUGUGGAAAUAAAGGCCAUAUAUCUCGAAACUGCACAGAACCUAAAAACCAGUCUAGAGGAGGUGGGUAAUUAUCAACAGGGACGUAGCAAUUAUAACUUUUACACUUCAGCGGAAAAAUUGUAAGGUAAUUUUGGUAAUUUUACACUUUACCGUACCGGAGUAUAAAAUCACUGAAUACAUACGACAUCAAAACACACGAUAAAAGAAUGGGAAAACUCGCCAUCAUCAAAUACUUGCGGUAGACAGGUACGGUAAACUGUAAAGUACCCGUAGUUUUCACUGCACCUAUCUGGCAGCCAUGUUCUUAGCAAGCAAGUGUCCAGCCCCUUACUAAGAACGUGGCAGACUCGAAAAAUCCCUUACGCUAAAUUAACCUGAGUUAGACCUCUGUAUGUAAUUACUCUUUAUAUGAGACUAGAAGUCAGAGAACCCAGUAGUUUUUAAUUUUCUUGAUUGAGAGCUUGACAUGAACAACUUUAUUACAAUUUUUUUAGGAUUUAAGUCGUGCUACAAAUGUGGUGAACCAGGCCAUAUUGCUAAAGAUUGCACAGAAGAAGAGGGUAAGAUCAUUUUCUCAACCAGUUAAUGUCUAACAAACUGCAGGCAGGUUCAGUUUCUGGUCAGGCAGGUUCUAUUCAAAUGUCAGGCAGAUUGUACAUAAAAUUAUGGGAUGUUUAUGGUACAAAACAUUUUGUAUUUGCUGGGCAAUUUCCAUCAACGUCGGGCAAAUCUUUGUAUUCUUUGUCCACCCCCUCAUUUUCCCUCCCAUUUGCAUAUGCUUUAACCCAUUAAGCUGCAAAGCUUCCCCAUUAACGAGUAAAAUUGUCUGGUGUUAGACAAGCAAACAAAAAAUAAGUAGGGUGCACUGGGGCGCAUUGUGGCUCAAUGGGUUAAACUGACAUUUAUUCAUCUAAUUUCUUAGCCAAGUGUUAUUCAUGCAAUGAGCCAGGCCAUAUUUCUCGUGAUUGUCCGAGUGGCAACUCUGACGCUGGUACCCAGUCGUCUUGCUAUCAAUGUGGAAGAAUUGGACACAUCAGGAACAAUUGCCCCGAGAAUACCAGUGAUGACAAUGCCGCAGAAAGAACCUCCAAUAAUAGAGGUAUUUGGUAAAUGUAGAAUCAUGAUAGUAAUUCCAUGGAGUAGUGAUGACAUUUUUGGAAAAAAAAAGUUGUCAAGAUUUUUCAAGAAUUUUGGAAACAAUUCUGAACUGAAAUAUUAAGGUGUACUUUAUAUAUAACAUGAGUCACGUAACAUGAGUCACAUGUAUUAUGUAGCAAUCCUUACUAUUGUAAUCCAAAAUAUAAAAUUUCUUUGUGUUGGUAGUUUGUCUAGCAUAUAGUCUGUUACUUGAUAGACAUUGUAUGUUUCUCCUUCCUAUGGUUCCUGAAGAAAUUCAAAAGUAGUAUACUGGUUACUGUGAAUCAAUAGCUCACCAUUAUUUGUACUGGAGGUGUGCACUGGAUCGGAUUGGACGUUUAUAAUCCGACAAUUGGCUAAUGUUUAAAAUCCGAUCUGAUCCGAAAUCAUCUAAUCUGAUCCGAACCAAGUUUUGACAAAGGAAUUCCGAUCCGUUCCAAAGAAUCCUUUAAUAAAAUAUAUUUCUCAUUCAAGUGGUAAUAUGUCACCAAAUAUUUCGAAUAUUGAAGUCCGAUCUGAUCCAACUACGAAACAACUUUAUCAAUCCGAUCCAAUCCAAAAUGAAUAUUUUUGUUCAGAAAUCAGAACAAAUCGGAUCGGAUUUGCACACCUCUAAUUUGUACCUGCAUGCAAAAAUGUGACAGGAAAAAAUAUAUUAGUUAUUACACCAGAUCAAAAUUACUCUGAUAGUUUGGUUCAGAAUGUAGUUGCCAUGGAAUUACCCAUACCAGAGUCACCAUGGAAUUACCCAUUAUCUGAUUAUCCAACAAAUAACAAACAACUUUUUUUGUCCUCAGGUACAUGCUACAACUGUGGCGGACGUGGACAUUUUGCGAGGGACUGCAGCAGUGCUAAAAAAGGUCAACUCCAGUCCUCCUGUUUCCGUUGUGGUACGCGCGGCCACCAGGCACGUGAUUGCCCCAAGGAUAAAGAUGUGUGCUAUGAUUGUGGCAAUCCAGGCCAUAUCCGAAAGGAUUGCCCGAAUUUACCCAGCCCCAAAUGUUACACCUGUGGCGAGGAGGGCCACUUAGCCAAAGAUUGCACUUCUGAGUGAUGGGAUUUAAGAUGGAAAAUUAUUGGUUGUCGAAAUUUGAAGACUUGUAUGAAAUGGGAAUUUUGAAGUUGUAACUGCAAUUCGUGAAAUGUGAGUUAGACAAGUGGAAUGAUUAUUAGAAUGUCAGAAUCGUACACAGUAGGGUUAGGGGAAGGUUAGGGAUUGUUAGGGAUAGGGUUGGGUGUGUGUGAAACACAAGGUUGUUACUUGUUACUGAAUGUAGAGAGAAUUUGUGAUUGGGUUCUGGCCGGAAGGGAUAUGGAAUUAGUAUUGUCGGUUUAGGUGCUAGAAUGGUAAAGGAAUUUGCUAGUGGUAUUAGUUAUGGCUAGUUUUAGUCUACAUGGGUUCCACCUGUUUAUAUGGCCAUUCUGCCCAGGCAGGGCUCAAAAUAACGGCCAGUCAACGGGCAUUGACAGGGCAAAGACUCUUGACCGGUCACUUUUUUACCUCGUUUAUCAUUUUGACUGGCCACAUUUUCAUGCCUUCCAAUGUUAUAGCUGAGGUCUUGAAUUAAAACAUGAAACUAUGAUUUAUCGAAACAAGUUUCUAAUAGUUUGUUUCACUGUUAGUGUAAGUGUAUCAGAUUUUGGCCGAGCUAAAAUCAAGUUGACCGAUUAUUUUGACCGGAGACCUAUCUCCCGUUAUUUUGAGCCCUGACAGGUGAAAUGAGGAUGAGACAAUCCUUAUCGACUAUUCAACUCUCAUCAACUUAAGCAACUUUCAUCAACUUUGAGCUGGUUCAAAUUUUGAUGAGAGUUGAUGAGAGGUUUUGCUAGUUUUAUCGAUAUUCUCUCAUCAACUCUCGCGCAACUCUUACGCCCGUAUUCUAAGAGCUCACUCACACUCAAUGAGUGGAGGUUCAAUCUGAGCUUCUCUUGAGAGUCAAUGCUGUUUUUGAACAGCUGGAGGCUUAGUGUCGUACCUUACUAUAUGACUACUAAUACUCCUGCUAUUCAAAAACAGCAUUGAUGCUCAAGAGAAGCUCAGAUUGAACCUCCACUCAUUGAGUGUGAGUGUGAGUGAGCUUUUAGAAUACGGGCGUUAUUCUCGUUUGACCGGGGCAUGAGAAUUGAAACUUCGAUAUUGUAAAAGCUGGGGUAAAGGCUUAUUUACACUAUCAAAGUUCCUGUGAUCACAACUUAGAAAUUUUGCAUUGAAGUAUUUGUAAGGCCUGUUUCAAACGUCGCGCUUCGAGAUCAUGUGCCGAACGCAUUAGAAACUAUAGAUACUGAGGCAUUUCAGCUGAUUAUCUACUGUUUUUAAUGCGUUCGCAGGCCUUAAAAUAUCUUUUACAGGGCCGUCUGACAAAAUGUCCGAUGACGUUGAGUUUGGGUCGCACAUAUGUCUGAUGACCUUCAGUUCAGUUUGGGUUGGAAAUAAGUCUGAAUGCAUGACGCAAAUUAAUAUCAGCAUAAUGUAUUCAUUCUGAACUAAAUGUUGUGAAGAUAUUAAAUAAUUUGUGCUAUUCAUACUUAUUUCCAAGCCAAAAUUAACUUGCUUGCCAAUGAUAGCAGUACGACUUCGAUAACUUUUAAGUUAAGGUCGGACAAACAAUAAACUUCAGUUUCACUUAGGUCGGACAGAAUGUCCGGUGGUUUCCUCUCUACGUCGGACAAUUUGAUGAAUGAGUCGGACAAUGUCCGUGACCGACCGAUAUUUUAAGGCCUGCUGCGUUCGGUACAUGAGAAGCGCGACGUUUGAAACAGGCCUAAGUAUCAGUUCCCUGACUCCGUGUUAAACAGUGCGUCAGUUCCCUCAAAGAUUUCUUACAAAUCCUUCAAAACUUAGAAUUUACCUCAUGCAAAAUUCCUAC